This is a messenger RNA of Trifolium pratense (red clover), 2376 nucleotides long. RefSeq names its product high affinity sulfate transporter 2-like. Lineage: Eukaryota; Viridiplantae; Streptophyta; Magnoliopsida; Fabales; Fabaceae. Gene Ontology annotation, cellular component: membrane. Gene Ontology annotation, molecular function: secondary active sulfate transmembrane transporter activity. Gene Ontology annotation, biological process: transmembrane transport. The record is from RefSeq and is a predicted model, not a curated record. The transcript has 13 exons. The coding region runs from base 86 to 2146 and encodes 686 amino acids.
UAUAGCAUAGCUUAGUUUGGUCACAAGAGAAAAACAAGUUAAGGAUCAUAUCCUCUCUUGUAACAUCACUUGGUGAUUAAUCAAAAUGAGUCAGGUUUUUAGUGAUGGAGCUGUGGCAAGAGCCAUAGAUACAGAGGAAAUAAAUAGCAAUCCAACUUCACGUAGACAUGGUGCUGAUGUUCUUCCACAUAUUCACAAAGUUGCAAGUCCUCCUAGGCAGACACUUUUCCAAGAUUUCAAACAUAAUUUCAAUGAAACUUUCUUCUCUGAUGACCCUUUUGCCAAGUUUAAGGACCAAAAGGGAUCAAGAAAGUUUGUUCUUGGAUUACAAUCUGUUUUUCCAAUUUUUGAUUGGGCAAGAGGUUAUAACCUUAAAAGUUUUAAGGGUGAUUUGAUUUCUGGACUCACCAUUGCUAGUCUUUGCAUUCCUCAGGAUAUUGCAUAUGCAAAGCUUGCACAUUUGGAGCCUCAAUAUGGACUUUAUACUAGUUUUGUUGCACCUCUUGUGUAUGCUUUCAUGGGAAGUUCAAGGGAUAUUGCCAUAGGACCAGUAGCUGUUGUGUCCCUCUUGCUUGGCACCUUGCUUUCAGAUGAGAUCAAAGACACCAAAAGUCCUGAAUACCUUCGUCUCGCAUUUACUGCAACUUUCUUUGCAGGAGUUACUCAAAUGGCACUUGGACUUUUAAGGCUUGGUUUCUUGAUUGAUUUCCUAUCUCAUGCUGCAAUUGUUGGAUUCAUGGGUGGAGCUGCCAUUACUAUUGCACUCCAACAACUUAAAGGUCUUCUUGGCAUAAAGAACUUCACUACCAAAACUGAUAUUAUUUCUGUCAUGAGAUCCGUUUUUAGUGUCGCACACCAUGGGUGGAAUUGGGAGACAAUAUUAAUUGGACUAUCAUUCUUGGCUUUCCUUCUUACAACCAAAUAUAUCGCUAAGAAGAAAAAGAACCUGUUUUGGGUGGCUGCAAUAUCUCCUAUGAUAUGUGUUAUAGUGUCUACUUUUUGUGUCUACAUUACAAGGGCAGACAAGAAAGGAGUAGCAAUUGUGAGACAUAUUAAAAAGGGUGUGAAUCCAGCAUCUGCUAGUGAAAUAUAUUUCAGUGGAAAUUAUUUUACUGCUGGUAUUAGGAUUGGUUUGAUUUCUGGUAUGGUAGCACUCACGGAAGCUGUGGCCAUUGCAAGAACAUUUGCUGCUAUGAAAGACUACUCAAUUGAUGGUAACAGAGAAAUGGUGGCACUAGGAACAAUGAAUGUUAUUGGUUCCAUGACAUCUUGUUAUGUUGCUACAGGAUCAUUUUCUCGCUCGGCUGUGAACUAUAUGGCUGGUUGUAAAACUGCUGUAUCAAACAUAGUUAUGUCCUUUGUGUUAUUGUUAACACUGUUAGUGAUUACACCACUAUUCAAGUACACUCCAAAUGCAGUGCUUGCCUCGAUUAUCAUAGCUGCUGUGUUGAACCUGAUUGACAUUAAAGCUGCUAUUCUUCUUUGGAAGAUUGACAAAUUUGAUUUCCUAGCUUGCAUGGGAGCCUUCUUUGGUGUCAUCUUCAAAAGUGUUGAGAUUGGUCUUCUAAUCGCGGUAGCAAUAUCUUUUACCAAAAUCCUUCUACAAGUGACCAGGCCUAAGACCGCAGUACUUGGGAAGCUUCCCGGUACAACGGUUUAUAGGAACGUCCUGCAAUAUCCCAAAGCAGCACAAAUUCCUGGCAUGCUGAUUGUCAGGGUUGAUUCUGCAAUCUACUUUUCAAAUUCCAACUACAUCAAGGACAGGUAUGUCUUUUCAAAAUUUGUACACACUCCUAGAUCAUGGUUGAAAUUGAGGCUGAUGAAUGAUUCAAACACAAUUUACAGAAUAUUGAAGUGGCUUACUGAUGAAGAGAUUCUAAGAACAUCAAGUGAAUAUCCAAGUAUACAAUAUCUCAUCGUUGAAAUGUCACCUGUUACUGAUAUUGACACUAGUGGCAUCCAUGCUUUUGAAGAUUUACUUAAGAGCCUCAAGAAAAAGGAUGUUCAGCUUCUCGUGGCGAAUCCGGGACCAAUUGUAAUUGAGAAGUUCCAUGCAUCAAAGUUAACAGGCUUAAUCGGAGAAGAUAAAAUAUUUCUAACAGUAGGUGAUGCUGUUUCAACUUUUGUUCCAAAGGCUACAAAUUAAUGAAUAACAGUAACUAUUUCCAAUUGAAGUGUGUUUAAAUCAAAUAUGCAGAAAACGUGUGUGUGUGUGUGAAGAUGUUAACAGAGCUCUUAGGAACAAUGAAAGGGCAUAUAGAUUUGUUUAUUGUAGUAGUUUUUGUUUGAUUUUCAUUUAUUUCUAGUUGAAAUUGAUGAUGUGAUGUAUGUAUAGAAAGAAAUAAAUGUGUUUUCUAUGUUGAUUACAGUAUCUUA